This is a messenger RNA of Oncorhynchus tshawytscha (Chinook salmon), 1244 nucleotides long. RefSeq names its product pyruvate carboxylase, mitochondrial-like. Gene Ontology annotation, biological process: gluconeogenesis; pyruvate metabolic process. Lineage: Eukaryota; Metazoa; Chordata; Actinopteri; Salmoniformes; Salmonidae. The coding region runs from base 209 to 1243 and encodes 344 amino acids. The record is from RefSeq and is a predicted model, not a curated record. The transcript is spliced from 10 exons. Gene Ontology annotation, molecular function: pyruvate carboxylase activity; metal ion binding; ATP binding. Gene Ontology annotation, cellular component: cytoplasm.
GCCAAACCAGCUGCCGAUUGAAACACGUCAAGGUUCUACAGGUUACUGAAGGUGUCUGUCAGCCACAUGUUAAAGGAGUCCCUCAUCCUCUUCUCGUAGUCAGGCUGUCUGUGUCCGCUCCAAACCCAACGGUUCUGUGUGUAGGACCACACACUCUGGUUCAGGUUGUCUACGUUGUUUCUGCAGAGAGGAUUCAGACAGACUACAGAUGUUGCUGUGUGUUUCCGGGGUGGGUCGAGGGGGUCUGGGGUUGCUAGCGGUAAAGAGGGCGUGUCUUCUCACUCGCACUGCCCACUCGUCGCCCCAGAACUUUGAGUAUCGACCAAUCAAAAAGGUCAUGGUGGCCAACAGAGGUGAGAUCGCUAUCCGUGUGUUCAGGGCGUGCACUGAGUUGGGGAUUCGGACCGUGGCUGUUUACUCUGAAGAAGAUCGAGGACAGAUGCACAGACAAAAAGCUGACGAAGCCUACCUGAUAGGGAAAAGUCUUCCUCCUGUUGCUGCCUACCUGCAUAUACCUGACAUCAUUAAAGUAGCUAAGGAGAAUGGUGUAGAUGCUAUCCACCCAGGUUAUGGGUUUCUAUCUGAGAGAUCAGACUUUGCCCAGGCCUGUGUUGAUGCAGGAGUCCGCUUCAUCGGGCCCUGCCCAGAAACUGUGCGCAAGAUGGGGGACAAAGUGGAAGCUCGCUCUCUGGCUAUCAGUGCUGGUGUGCCAGUGGUUCCUGGGACAGAUGCUCCUAUAUCUUCUGUGGGGGAGGCCCGGGUGUUUUCUGAGACCUAUGGGUUCCCUAUCAUCUUUAAAGCUGCCUAUGGAGGAGGAGGACGAGGCAUGAGGGUGGUUAAAGAGUAUGAGGAACUGGAGGAGAACUACCACAGGGCCUACUCUGAGGCUCUGACAGCGUUUGGGAACGGAGCUCUGUUUGUGGAGAAGUUCAUCGAGAAACCACGACACAUAGAAGUUCAGAUCCUGGGUGAUAAGUAUGGGAACAUAAUACAUCUCUAUGAGAGAGACUGUUCCAUUCAGAGAAGACAUCAGAAGGUGGUGGAGAUUGCCCCCGCGGCCGACCUGGACCCUCAUCUAAGAGACCGACUGACUUCUGACUCUGUCAAACUGGCCAAACAGGUCGGCUAUGAGAAUGCGGGUACUGUGGAGUUCCUAGUAGAUAAACACGGGAAACAUUACUUCAUAGAAGUCAACUCCAGACUGCAGGUGGAACACACUGUCACUGAGGAGGUUACGGAGUAAG